AUGGGAUGCGGUUCAGCGAAACCAUCUGAUGUUAAUAACCCUCAAUACAUCAAUGACAAAUCUCAAUUGCGUGUGACAUCUCUAAAUUUGGUAACUGAAAAGAUCGGACAGAUUUCGUAGGAUUAUCAUCUUCUCAAACCUUCCUUAGGAAAAGGAGCCUAUGGAGAAGUUCGAAAGGGCAUCCACAAAUUGACCAAUCAAACUAGAGCUGUGAAAAUUAUCUCCAAAGAAAAGGCCAAAAAGGCUGAUAUGGAACGUUUAAAGGAAGAAGUCGACAUCCUCAAAAGAUUGGAUCAUCCAAAUAUUAUAAAGAUCUAUGAAUUUUAUCAGGAUAAUAAAAACAUGUAUAUAGUGACAGAACUGUGUACUGGAGGAGAGCUCUUUGACAAGAUCUAAGAAUCCAGUUCAUUUUCAGAACGCAAAGCAGCAGAAACUAUGAAACAAAUCUUGAGUGCUGUCAAUUACUUGCAUAAAAGCAAAAUAGUUCAUCGUGACAUCAAGCCAGAAAACAUUCUAUACGAAUCUUCUAAGCCUAAUGCCCUACUCAAAAUUGUCGAUUUUGGGACAUCUCGCUUUUACGAUCCAGAUGUAAAAAUGGAUCAAAAACUUGGAACUCCAUACUACAUUGCACCUGAAGUAUUGGAAAGGAAAUAUGAUGAAAAAUGUGACAUUUGGUCCUGUGGAGUCAUACUUUAUAUUCUACUCUCUGGAACAGCCCCUUUUAAUGGUGAUGACGAUAAUCUAAUAAUGGAGGCCGUGAAAAGAGGGUUCUACUCAUUCGACACAGAAGAAUGGAGGUUGAUUUCAGUCGAAGCCAAAAGAUUGAUAUCAAAAAUGCUUGAGAGAGAUCCCAAAAAAAGGAUAUCUGCUGAAUAGGCCUUAUAAGAUGAUUGGAUUACAACUUAUGUGAAGAAACCAGAAAUAGAUCUACCUUAAUUGACUAGAGUGUUAAAUAACAUGAAAAAUUUUAAUGUUGAAAAGAAGUUCUAAGAAGCUGCUCUUACAUUUAUGGUCAAUUAUUUAGCAACUAGUUAAGAAAAGUAGGAAUUAUUGACAUAAUUUUAAGCAUUAGAUUUGAAUGGAGAUGGCAGACUAAGUAGGGAAGAACUAGUUAUAGGUUAUUCUAAAGUUAUGAGCUAUACUGAUGCUGAAAUUGAAGUUGAUAAAUUAAUGAAGCAAAUUGAUCAAGAUGGCAAUGGUAGCAUUGAUUAUUCUGAAUUUGUUUUGGCUACUUUUAAUAAAGUAAAAUUGAUAGAAGAUAAAAGAUUGGAAUAAGCAUUUAAAUUGUUUGAUAAGGAUGGAAGUGGUACCAUAUCUAUUGAUGAAAUCAAACAGAUAUUUGGACAAAAUUCUUAGGUCUCAGAAAAAGUCUGGAAGGAUCUAAUAUAAGAAGUUGAUUAAAAUGGAGAUGGAUAAAUCGAAUUUAAAGAAUUCAAAGAAAUUAUUGUCAAAGCUAUUUAAAAUACUAAUGAUACUGAUGACAAGAAAUGA
Paramecium tetraurelia is the source of this 1491-nucleotide messenger RNA. RefSeq lists its product as uncharacterized. Gene Ontology annotation, biological process: peptidyl-serine phosphorylation; intracellular signal transduction; protein autophosphorylation. Gene Ontology annotation, cellular component: cytoplasm; nucleus. Lineage: Eukaryota; Ciliophora; Oligohymenophorea; Peniculida; Parameciidae. The transcript is spliced from 9 exons. Gene Ontology annotation, molecular function: ATP binding; calmodulin binding; calcium ion binding. The record is from RefSeq and is a predicted model, not a curated record.